Messenger RNA from Anguilla rostrata (American eel), 5321 nucleotides. RefSeq names its product lysosome membrane protein 2-like. Lineage: Eukaryota; Metazoa; Chordata; Actinopteri; Anguilliformes; Anguillidae. The transcript has 13 exons. Gene Ontology annotation, biological process: receptor-mediated endocytosis; protein targeting to lysosome. Gene Ontology annotation, cellular component: plasma membrane; cytoplasm; lysosome. Bases 168 to 1700 code for a protein of 510 amino acids. The record is from RefSeq and is a predicted model, not a curated record. Gene Ontology annotation, molecular function: scavenger receptor activity.
GCUCAUUGAGUACUACUGCUUUCCUCAGGAGCACGUUGGUGGAGAAAGUAGCUGACCUCCAUAAUUAGCACUGUGUGAGACCAGUUUCACAGCACGCUAUUUGUCAAAAAUCCGUCUUCCGUUAAUUACUGGUGCGGACUUCGCUGUUGCAAGAAAACCGCUUCAUCAUGACAAGAAGACCCUGUGCAGUUUACGCGACCGGGAUCAUCUGCGCCCACCUGCUAAUAGUUGGCAUCGCCUUGAUUGUGGCUCAAGUCUUCCCAACAUUGAUUCAGAACCGUUUAAAAAAGGAGGUAACUUUGACAGAAGGAAGCCGGGUAUUUGAGUCAUGGAAGAACCCUCCUGCUCCAAUAUACAUGCAGUACUUCUUCUUCAACGUCACCAACCCAGAUGAUUUCGUGUCUGGGGGCAAAGCUACCGUUGAGCAAGUUGGGCCGUACACUUACAGGGAAUACAGGCCGAGGGAGAACGUGAGCUUCGUGGACAAUGGGACAAAGGUCUCUGCCUUCACUCCCAAGAGUUUUGUGUUCCUGCCGGAGCAGUCGGUGGGUGACCCUGAAGUCGACCUUGUGACGACCAUCAACAUCCCCGCCCUGGCGGUGAUGAACAAGGUGAAGGGAAGCUUCUGGAUGGGCACCAUGGUGUCAAUGUGGAUGAAAUCCAUAAAUGUAGGAAUAUUCAUGACGCGCCCUGUCGAAGAGAUACUGUGGGGCUUCAAAGACCCACUUCUCACUUCUAUGCACAAAAUGAAGCCUGAGGUUGAGGAGUACUUUGGCUUAAUGUACAAGAAAAAUGGGACCAGUGCUGGUGAAUUUGUCCUCCACACGGGGGAAGAGAACUACAUGGACUAUGCCAAAAUACACACGUGGAAAGGCGAAAGAGAAAUCUCGUGGUGGGCAUCCAACGAGAGCAACAUGAUCAACGGCACCGAUGGAAGCGGGUUCCACCCUCUCGUGGCCAAAGACGAGCAGCUCUACGUCUUCACCCCAGACCUCUGCAGGUCCAUCUACAUGAAGUUUGUGAAGGACGUUGAGAUCAAAGGAAUCCCUGCCUACCGCUUCGCCCCCCCGAGAGACGUUCUGGCCAGCCAAGAGGAGAACCCAGCCAACGCCGGGUUCUGCGUGCCCCCCGGUCAGUGCUUGGGCACGGGCGUGCUCGACGUCAGCAUGUGCCGAAAAGGCGCUCCAGUUGUGGUCUCAUUUCCACAUUUCUACCACGGAGAGGAUAAGUACAUAAACGGAGUGGCAGGCCUGUCGCCAAACCAGGAGGACCAUGAAACAUUCCUCGACAUUAAUCCGACCCUCGGGAUCCCUAUCCGAGCAUCCAAAAGGGCGCAGAUAAAUAUUCUAGUGAACAGAAUCUCUGGCUUCCCCAUAACCAAGAAAUUAACUGAGACUAUCUUUCCAAUUGUGUAUGUAAAUGAGACAGUGGUGAUUGACGAUGCGUCAGCAGCGAAGAUGAAGAAACUGUUAUUAAUGGUGAUGCUGGUCUCCAACUUCCCCCUCCUGAUUGUUGGCUUGGGCUCCCUCCUCCUGAUCGUUUUCAUCAUCCUCAUCAUCAAGUCCCGACAAAAGAAGACAACUGCAAAGGAAGAAACAAGCUACUCGCAAGUAAAUGACAAGCCAGACGACGACUGCCUGGACCAGCACAAGAAUGGCUCGUACAUCGCCAUGUCCCCCGUGGAGGGAGAGAAGUGUUGAGGUUGCUGCGGGGUGGGGGCUGUUACUGUGGCGGUGUUGCAACCGGCAGGGCGGCGCUCCAAUAAAUGUAUUGUCGAUCAAGACGCUGCUUGUUCUGCUGUUCUUGGGAUCAGCCUUCCUCUCAGAGCUGGCUUCUUUGCAUGGCCUUGCUUCCUGUCUCUUUGUUCCAGCCGCCUCUUUGCGCUGGGGGGGUCAGACCACACACACAACACACCUGAGCAUGUGUGACCGUGAGAUGCUCCUGCUCUACACUGAACAUGAAAUUCUGGAAUGAACAUUGUAUCCAAAUUAGCCAUGCUAGCAUAUGAAGAUGAUUACAAACACUGUACAUCUACAGUGUAACCUGCACAUUUCCUUGUUUCUUUCCCAUUUAAAUCACGGCAGUGAUUCUCAUAUUGACUCGGGUAUAUCCUGAGCCUUUUUUGCAAUACUCAUCAGGCAUGAAAGAGUCUUUUGAGACUGGGAACACGCCCCCCCCCCCCCAAAGUUAGGGAUAACUUUGAACCUCUGUGUUACUAACACGGCAUUCUGGUAGAUCAAUAGUUCCAGGUAUUUUGCAUCAUUUCCAGGUGUGCAUUCUCUCCGCCUACCUCUUCCCUCUCCUAGCAGCUCCUCUUUAAAUCUUGUAUGCUCUUUUUUUGCCAUGCUUCAAUGAAUGUUUUCCAUAUAUAUUGGGACGCAUUUACGUCUCAGGGUUCAGGGUGAUUAGAAGUGUAUUGUUUUUGCCGUUACACCUUGCACUCUAAAAUUGUUCAGUGUUGUGGUAGAACAUUUCCUUGCUGUGAAGAAAAUGGGGGUUUGUGCUUUGUGAAUACAUGCCCUCAUAUGAAGUUAUCAUUUGUGCAGAUGAAAAGUAGCACAUGAAUGUAGAAGCUCUGUAAUGCAUUACAUGAUGUUUAUGCUCUGUAGAAAUCGGUGAAAUUCUUGAGCUAAAUGGUGAGAUGUUGAAUUCCAUAGUGAAGUCUGAUUGUAUAGGUUUUUCUGCCUGUUUGUAAGCUACUGUGGGCUGUAUGAAGAUAACGUAGCAAUUCAGUGUGAUGCAUCUGGCCAUCCGUAUUCCUUAGUUUUUUAAUCCCAUUUAAAUUAAUUAUAGCUUCUGUUAGGCACAAUGAGAUGGACACAACUGUGUAAGGGUUUUGUUUUUGUUUGUUAUAUGAACAUAAGAGAGCAGUCCUUACUUUAUACAAAUGUAACUUAUUUAAGUGACAUUUAAUGGAGUUUGGUCAAAAGCAACCACCACCCUACUUCAAAUGUGGUUUUAUGCGAAGCAAAUUGGCUUUCAACCUACUUUAUAGCAGCCUAUAAUAUUUAAAGCCAGCUCGCUGGAACAGUCUGCUGCACAGUGUGGGUAAACUGUGUGCAUGUGUGCCGAGUGCAAGCAUCCCUCGGUAGCAGUCGUUUCCGUUACGGUGCAAGGGAAAGUAUGCAUAUGGAAGCAGGAUUUAAGAAAUAAGUGCCCUUUGUUUAAAUAAUGAGCUGUUCUCUUUUUAGCCCUAGUUUAUUACUAGCCUCUGUUGAGCUGCUUAUAGAAUUCACAAUGUGCUUUUUAAUGGUUGUCUUAUCUGGGACAAUGUUGGAUGCUACUUGUUACAUUGUUAGAUUUCAUUGUGGGUCACUAAUAUUGACAGUUGUGCAGUCAAGACUGGAUUGUGGGAUCACGAUAGGAGUUAUGUAUUGAUAAAGCAAUGUAAGUUUAAAAUGGGGUAUGAAUGGUGUGACACACGAUGGAGUGCUUUGAUACUCUGUUUCAUAGUUUAUGUGCCGUAGGUGUGUCCAGUCUCCUUGGAAAUUUCCAAAACUUUAAUUAGACUUUACUUUUCAAGUGAAGGCCAAAAGUGGUUGGGAACUGUAUUUACAGUAUUCUCAGCUCUGUAUACUUGUGUCUCAAAAUAGUGUUUGAUCUGGUAGUUUCCUGCUUCCUUAUGUGAGUUUCAAUAUUUUUGUGACUUGUAAUGCAGGAAGGGCUCACCAAGAUUUAAUUUCAGGAUCAUUUGCAAUGUUUCUUCUUCGAUGCAUGGCUAAGCACAAAAGUUUGGCAAAUUUAGUUAUCAAUAGUAAACAAGAGUAUCAGUUCAAACAUUGCAUGGUAUUUGUAUUGCCAGAAUACAGUAUUGCUCUGUUGAGCACAAUGCUUUUAUUGUAAUGGAAGGAAUAUAUUGAAAGCAACAAUUUGACACCUGUUCUGGGUGGCUCUGCAUUGUACAUAUUUUCUUGAUGACUUGUGUUGUGAUGGCUGUUGAAAAGAUAUUUGGUGUUCAGAAAGAUUGCUUUUUCUCCGGUGAAUCUCUGAAGGUGUGUGUUUUAUUAGCCUUAUGUCAGUUCUGCUAUCCGACGUGUCUGUGCAGAACUGUUGAAGGUUGUCUGAAGAAGUCUGAAUUGUAUUUUAGUUUUUUUAUAGGCCUUGAGUAUUGACAAGUUUUAGGAAGGAAAAAAAAAACUAGCAUUUAAAACUUGACUUUAACUGGCCAUGGUCUUGGGUAAACAUUGGCCUGUCAACUCCAUGGGAGUCCUCAGUUACCAGAAUGUGACCUACUGCUGAACUGUUCUACUGACCUUAAAUAGUCCACUGAGCUUUACACAACCAAAGAGCCCAGGUAGCUUUCAGAUUAUUUUCACACUGCAUUAAGACUCCCGACAACUAUGCUACCAGCUAACUCGUGGUUACUUGAGCUGCUUAAAUAUACAGGACAGUAUUUACAGCAGGGGCUUUUUUCCCCCCAAACAAUGAAGGGUUUGUGCAUUUCAAUUUUUUUUUUCUUUUUUAAAGCAUGUAUAAAGUUCUUGCAUAUUGCUUUUACAGGACUAUAAUUGUACAUUCUGUUACCACAAAGUUGCCAUGACACAAACACACUCAGUAGCAUACAAGGUAUGCUUCACAUAACAGAAGCAGCAGUACAAGGUUUUUUGUGUAUACUAACAUUUUGCAGUGAUAAAAAUAACAGGUCAUUGCUUUACAUUCUAAACGCGCAACUCGUACAUCCCUUAUUGACAAACAGUGCCUUUUAAACUAGGGACAACAAAACGGUUUUCUACAAAGGCGGUUGUGUUUUAGAAUCGACUCAAAUGGCUUCAUGAAAACAUUUCACUUUAUAAAACUGCAUAUGGAUCUUGUGGUAAAAUCACUAAAUUAUUUUCAAAUAAAUGAUAUGUACAAUUGUAUGAAAGGGUAACAUAAUUGCUAUGGCAAACUACUUCAAAAUUUUAAAUAAUCCUCUGUAAAGAUGAGCCCAAUGCAUAAAUGGAAGCUCUUCUGCUGGACUAAACCAAAGUACCAUAGCUUGUAUAAGUGAAGUUGUUUACUUAUUUUGUUUUUGCAGUAAGGCAUGAAAAAUCUAACAUUUGCGCAUAUCCAUUAACAUUUUAUUACAAACUUCUGAACAGUUUGUACAGAAUUCAGAUAAUUUUAUCUUUUUCUUGUUUUUUUUUUUCCUCUGAGAAUUUUUUAUUGCUGUUGUAAAUGCCAAACUUUGCAAAUUAUAUUGGGUGCAAAAUCAUUUCAAAGAAACCUGUGUUUGGGAUUUAGAGUGCACAAAUGUUUCAACAAUGGUUUUGUAAAGAAAAAAUAAAAAAAUAAAAUCCAAUGUAUUUGCAUCAAAAUAAAAGCACUUGGUUGAGUGUGAA